Cydia pomonella (codling moth) is the source of this 6009-nucleotide messenger RNA. RefSeq lists its product as uncharacterized. NCBI's taxonomy places the organism in Eukaryota, Metazoa, Arthropoda, Insecta, Lepidoptera, Tortricidae. Bases 766 to 5904 code for a protein of 1712 amino acids. The record is from RefSeq and is a predicted model, not a curated record. The transcript has 4 exons.
UGAGAAUUUGUAUAAAUUUCAGUAAAACGAAAAAAAAACCAGAUAACAUUGAUAUGGUUUAAAUUUUAUGAAGCACAUUUAAACACGGUAAAUGUAAUCAAAUAUAACUUUAAACAUUUAUUCAAGACAGGGAUAAACUUAGGUGCAAGGACGCGCCUAAGUCUUGGUACUGUGGAUUUGUGAUCAUCAAGAGAUUUCUUGAUGAUCUCUAAACACCGAACAUCUUAGCGAUUUCAGCAUUUUUAAACGUUCCCGGUCACAUGUAGAUUCUGUGCGGAAAGAGAAGAGUUUUGGAAUGUAUGGGGCCCGAUCAUACAUCAAUGUGUCCAAUAUCAAGCUUUUUAUAAUCUAUAAAGGUUGAUUUAGACGGAGACUAUUUUGAGACGCCUAAAUUACGGCGCCAGUGUCUACCGACAGCACAUCUUCAGACCGUUUCGACAAUGACUAUUUUCAGCCGCCUAAAUCUCGCCGCCAGUGACCAGCAUACCGACACUAAUCGUUUACACGCCUUUUGAGUACCAGUCAUUAACACGAGUCCGAAAAAUAGCAUGCGAACGAGAGACACGGGGGGAGGACACUGGCGCCAAAAAAUAGGCGCGUAUCCUAUUUUGUGCCAGCGCUGGCAUGCCGCGAAAAAAUGGCACCGAAAGUGUUUAUACGGUGCCUUUUUUAGGCGCCGUAAUUUAGGACCUAAAAUAUGUCAACUCAUUUCCAGGUUUUUCAUUUCCCGUGUCAUUAAAAAAUGAAUAGUAUAAUGCUGAAAAUAUGUUAAGAAACAGAGGCGUGAAUGUGACCGAGAGGAAGAUAAGACAAGACGUGCUGAGGGCUUACGAGUACGAUAUCUUCGACGUGCCGCGGUGGAGGUACAUGCAGGAGUCAGGGUGCCAGGCUAACGGCUAUAGACAGCCAAGGUACUGCACGAUACCAAAACCAGUGUAUUACCAGACCGUCAGGAGUUCUACCAACUACGGACGAGUUCGAGGGCACGGAGCGCGGAGGGUGUACCUCCCGGAAAACGAGUGGGGGGCGAGCAGUGCCGACGAGUCCAUGAUGUUUAUUCGAAACCCAAGAUAUAACAUAAGCAGCUACUAUCCUAACGAGGUCUUCGAAAGACCGUAUAGAAGAGAAAGAUACCCUGAUGGUUAUUACUCAAGAAGGCCAUCCUCCAUAUACAUGGAAGACGAGGAAAUGGAGAGGUUUCAGGCAACAAGGUAUAGAACAGCAGGCUACUGUCCUAAAAGACAUACACAAUUAUCGAGGAAAGUAACUAGAAAACUAUCACCAAUAUUCACAUGUGGUUGUGCUACCACAGCUAAUGUAAAACAACCGACUACUGACGUAGAUAAUGAUAGCCCGAAAACUCAUCAUUUAUCUAAAGAAGCAAAGAACUUGUCACUUGAUAUUUGUAAGAUUUUAUCUUUACUUCAAAAAGAUAGAGAAUUAGAAGAUUUUUCUUCGCGUUCAUUGUUACAAAAUAUUCAUGAUCUGGAAUGCCACAACACAAAUAGUGCUGCACCAAGAGAUAUCUGCACUCAGAGAGUGCAAAUAUCCUCGAAAUUGCCAAAUCAGAAACAAAAUCCUUCAGAGAAGUUUAAAGCCGCUACAGGGGUGAGAAGCAAACUUGAAGCGCUAUUAAGUGCACUUAAACAAUAUGAAGAAGAGAAGAUGUUAAACGAAUUGGUUGAUCCCGACAUUGCUAAUACUCCUAAUUAUAAUAAUGUUAUACCAUCAGAUCCACCUUCGCUGGAAGUCCGAUCCUUCAUCCACGAAAAGGAUGAAAAGUCAUCAACAAAUAUUAAGGGCCAGCAAAAAGAUAUGGUUUUGCAAACUGAAAAACCAAAAACAAGUAAUAAAAAUGUUUGCAGCAAGAUAAAAACGAAGAAGGACAAUAUGGUUAUAGAAAGAAAAUCAUUGAGAUCACGUUUAUCAUGGAAAAAGAGAGAAGCUACAGGAAUAAACAUGCAUAAUUAUAGUAGUAACGACAGGUUGAGUGAUAAAAUGUCUAUAGAGAAAGGAUAUAUGAAGACAAAAAGUAAAGACAGAAUUAGACCAGAACGGCUACCAGAAAUAAAUUCAGCGAAACAAGGGCAGGCAACUAACAAAGCUGGAUUGAUGAUCAAAAUUGGGGGGAACACGCAACGUAAAAAACCAAAACCCCCAAAGGAAAAACAUAAAGACAAGAUGCCCAAAACCUGGAUUAAGAAAUUCUUAGAAAGCACGAAAGAUUGUAAAAACAACGGCAUAUAUAUCCGGUGGAACAAUAAAGCUUUUUCCACUAAAAGCAGUAGUACAGUAUUCGAACUUAUCAACAAUGUUUACAAACAAUUGGGAAUUAAAGAUUACGCAAAAAGCGAUGAGGUAUCAGUGUCAGACAUCAAAAAAAUGCCGAAAAAAAACGUACACAAGUCCAAGACCAGAAUUCCAAGGUCAACCAAUAAGCCAAAAUAUAGGCAAAAACUUAAAGCUUACAUGAUGCCUCAAACGAUCGUACCUGGACCAGUUUAUAUGCCUGGAAAUGUAAUAAUAACCGACGAGAAACAUGAAACCGAAAAAGUGAAAUCGAAAACAUUAUUGCUCCAUAAACCAAAACCUUCUUUACUCGAGUUACCUUUUAUAAAUCGUUUAAGUACUGUCAGUUAUCCAAGUUCUAACUAUUUUAAAAUACAUUUACCCAAAGAUUUCUUUGACCCUGUUUCAACUACAAAAAAUGAGCAAAGAAUCUCAUCAAGUCAAGAUGAUUUGAUUUGGGAACAAAAAUAUGAUUUGAAUGGAACCACUAAAUAUCUGGCGAAUAAACAUGUUUAUAUGGUCCAAGGGACUCAAAGUUUGCGUUUUCCCGAGAGCUCUGAGGACUGGGAACAAAAUGUAACACGAAGGGAGUCGGAAUCUAAGCCAACCAAAUCACAACUUCAAUUUCAUACGGACAACGAUACUGCAUCUACAUCGUUCUUCAGGAGGAGUUGCUCUUUGGUGAAUAAAAUCAUGGAGCACGAAUAUCUCAACUGGAUGCCGUUAAGCGACGACUCCUUGCUAUACUCUGAAAACUGCAUAUAUUCAGGUGACAAAGACUUUACCAUUAAUGAUGAAGAUGCCAAUAUAAAUAAUCUGACGGUCACCCUUGAAAAUAUAGAUAAUGAAAUAGAAACAAAUGAUCAUGAUUAUACGGAAAACGAAGUUAAAAUUAAAAUAAGAUCUAAAGAUUUAUUUAGAAGAAGGAAUAAUCACAGUGUCGUAAAUAAUCUUGGUCAAUGGAGAGACAAGACAAAAGAGACGUUUUCGGAAAGCCUAAUCGGUAUUUAUUCUAGAAGACCUGUUAUACUGUCAGUUUAUUGGAAGUUAUUUUGGGAGUUAUUAAAAACUCCGAAGCGUAAAUCGAGAACACCACCUCAAGACCUAUCUCUUGUACAACCACCCAAAAUCACAUCAGAACCUAAGUGUUCUUAUAAACCUCUAAACAUUUCUCGACCUCAGCAACCACUUCCUCAAAAGUUAAAGAUACCAUUUGAGCCUUUAAGACUUGUUCAAUCUGCUCACAUAUUUCCUCAAACAGAAAUGAAAGUAGAGUCGGAGAAACACUCUAGCGCGCAUCAUGAACCAUUACAUCCCGUACAAUUUGCACUGUCGUCUCCCACCUUGCCUACUGCUGAAAAAGUGGGAUUACCUAAGAAACCAUUGAUUGUUGAAAAAAUACUAAGCCCAACACAAUCUGCUAGGUCAGUCCAAGCGCUUCAAGCCGAAAAAGGCGAAACAGCAGUAAAACUUAUAUCUUGUGAACCUCCAGGGCUCGUAAAAUUUCCAAAUAAAACAACUGAAGAAUCAGAAAUGUCAGUAUCCAUAAAAAUUUGUGGGUCGCAAUGCAAAAAUGUAGAACCAGAUUUUACCUCCAAAUGUAGAAAUCCAAUAGAGCGAAUACGAUUUGUUCGCUCUGGUCUAAAUAUUGCAGCCGGGAACAAGAUGAAAUUUGUAUUCAACCCUUCAGUUCCUUUGCUUCAACAACAUGUACGUCAGUUUCAUCUUUUAUUAUCUAUUCAAUCACUCAACUCCGCAAAUAGUGAACAAGAAUUGGAAAAAAAAUGUAUAUGCAACCAGCUGCUUGUACCACAACAUCGGAACAAUAACCUAGAAGACGUCGAACAAAAAACAGAUAACGAAAAUAAAAGACAGGAAGAAGAUGGUGAAAGCAGUCAGAUACAUAAUGGAACCGAAAACAGUGUUGAUCUCAUAAAAGCAUGCGGUAAACGAGAAGGGACGGCAACACAAAUAAAAGAAAGCUAUGAUGACAAGGAGUAUCAGAAAACAAAAACUCGUAACGUUAAAAAAAAGAAAAUGCGAAGUGCGAAGUUUGUUACUCAUAUACCCACAUUAAAAAACAAUGUGUACUCCUCGGACAAACCUUGCAUACAUUUAAAUAAAACUGAAUCUGUUAAAUUGAGUCUGAAAAUAAAGAACGGUGAUAAGAUCACUAAAAUUUCCAUUCUAAAUUUUGUCUCGAACAAAGUCAAAAACAUAAAAUCGAUCAAUCAAACAAAUUGUCAAGAACACGUAGUUGAUAACAGAACUUGCUCAAUAGAGCAGUCUGCUAAUAAUAUUGCAAACAAGAAUGUCAAAGUUUUUAUUAACAUUACCAAUAUUAACUCCGAAGCAAUAAACAGCAAAAAUUCAGUCCCCGAUGAUAUUUCUAAAGAUUAUGUGUCUAAAGAAGCAGCCGUAGAAGAUCAGAAAGCCACUAAGAUAUAUUCUAACUCACAACAUAACUCAAAUGAUGAUAUACAAAGUGACCAACAUAACUCAGUUCAUAAAUCCAUGAGGUCACACUCGCUCUCAAAAUCCCAUUCACAAAUCAAUAAUAUGUGUCUUGAUAAGAAAUUACCCAUUUACAUUAUGGAAGCGACAAGACCGAAUACUGUAUAUGGUUUAGAAGAUUCAAUAGCAAAUGUAGAAACACCACGUACAGAAAAUUACUCGAAUAAUAUCGCAGCAGAAACUAAUUUAAAGAAACUAAGUAGUAACACAAUAGAUAAAAUUUACCCUAAGAAACCUGUAGUGGAAAUUAAAAGAUUGCUCAAUGCCAUGGUGAUGGUAAAUGCUAGUGACUUUGCCGGAAUGAGUGUUAUGAAUGAGAUUUCCAAAGAACAAAACGAAACAUACACGACGCUAAGCGAGCAAAUGUUAAGACGUAAUGAAUUCGUAAAUGUUUUAAGUGAUAUAAAUAUGACAAAGAAAAAAACUGAUAAUAAAUAUCAAGCCAAAUUCUUUAACGGUGAAGAAUCUUUUGAUGAAUUAGAAUCAGGCGAUUCUCGUAGCAGAUGCAACGUUUUAACCAGGAAAUUGACUAGCCAUCGUCGUGUUGAAGUAGAAGGAAACAGACCAACCAAUUUUAACAUUAAAGAAAAAACGCACAUUGCUGCUAACUAUAAUAUCAUGAAUAUUCCACAUUUAGUGCACCCAGUAAUGCAACCUUACAGAAAACUCGAAGAUUUUGUAUUUAUAGGCCAAGAUGAUGUAAUUUCUUCCCAAACUAUGAAAUCUAAGAAGAUUACUUCAUUAAGAAAGGAAAAUAAAUUCCAGAAAGGUGAACCAAUUUGUUGGUACUGUGGGAAAAGGGCGCCAAGGAAAAUUAACAUCAAGGAACGUGUAUCAGAGACAUGUAAAGAUAAUACAAUAAUUCUAACCAACGUGGACCCCUGUAAGUCUCAAAAGUCAUCUUUUACAGAAUAUAAAGUAAUUUCGAAAAACCAUGACUCGGGUAACAUUAACGAUGGCGACAGUAAAAUAAAUAAAGCUGAUAUUUUACAAUCUCAAAUAAUUAAGAAAGCAGUAUUACAAAUAUAUUCAGAAACAGUCGCAAAUGAGGGUUAUAUUGUUGCUAAAAUACCAAAAUAUUUGCGAUUGCCAACCAGCUAAUUUUUUUUUAAUUCUGUCAGUGUUGGCGUUUGGCUUUGUGGUGUUAUUUCCAAUGUUACAGUUUGAUAUUCACUUGAAAAUACAUUUGUACUGUUAUAAAUUAUA